This is a messenger RNA of Tremella mesenterica DSM 1558, 309 nucleotides long. RefSeq lists its product as uncharacterized. NCBI's taxonomy places the organism in Eukaryota, Fungi, Basidiomycota, Tremellomycetes, Tremellales, Tremellaceae. The annotation marks the transcript as partial. The record is from RefSeq and is a predicted model, not a curated record. The transcript is spliced from 2 exons.
GUCGCGUUCAAACUAGCUUCUGAAGAUCUUCUCUCUUCCUUUGUGGAGAAAUUCAAAACUUUAUCACAGAAUUGUUUGGACAAAAAUGGACAGAGAUAUAUCAAGUCAAUUAGAGGUGGGAAACAGAUAAGUCCAGAGGGAAUGGACGGUGGUAUGCAAGUUGUUUUUAUUGUGGAGUUCGACGACAAAGAGCACGCCGAUUACUACCUUGACCAUGACUCCGCCCAUGCCGAUUUCAAAAAAUUAGCAAGAGCCAAAUACCAAGUCAACGGAGUUUUCUGCCUUGAUUUCGUAGAAGGACAAUUCUGA